Molecule: messenger RNA, 1638 nt
Organism: Lodderomyces elongisporus
Lineage: Eukaryota; Fungi; Ascomycota; Pichiomycetes; Serinales; Debaryomycetaceae
Exons: 1
Coding region: 1-1638 (545 amino acids)
Cellular component (GO): plasma membrane; fungal-type vacuole
Source: RefSeq, a predicted model, not a curated record
AUGGAGUCCAUCAUUGACCAGUACCUAACACCAUGGACACCAACCUUCAGUCCCACAACCACAUCCAUAAGUAGUAUCAACCCAACAAAUACUGUUGGUCUACAAUUGACUUUUUGGGAACUUCAAGAAGAAAUAAAAACUCAAACAAAUACAAUAUCACUCUAUUUUUUGUCACGACAUGCUCGUGCUGCUGCCGCUUCUUAUACACUACUAAGCAAUCAACUACUAUUAGCACUGGCUACCGCUGCUACUGCUGUUACCGCUGCUAAAACUGCAGUCAUUGAAGCAGAAGCACCCACAACAACUGCUAGUAUCGAUUUGGCACAAAUAACACAAGAGAUGCUAAAUGCAACCCUAUGCUUAAAAGACUUGGAAUGGAAGGCAAACCUUUAUGCUAUACAUUUAUCAGUUCCCUUUAACGCAUUGUUUGCCGUGUUGUUCCUCUUCAUCUUAUUAUUCAAUAUUAAUGUGGGAUUGGUCUGGGGCAAGACAAAGUACUUUUCAAUCUGCUUGAUUUUGGGAAGUUUAUUGGAAGUUAUUGGCUACUCUGCUAGAACUGCUGCUCAUUACAAUUGGUCAGAUCCAAACUUAUUCUUAUGCCAAAUCAUUACCUUGACUAUAGCACCGGCAUUUAUCAUGGCUGGUGUUUAUUAUCUAUUAUCUCAAUUGGUAGUUAUCCACGGGCCGCAAUUCUCAAUUUUAAGACCCCGACAUAUAUCGUACAUAUUCAUCUUUUGCGACGUCAUGAGUUUGUUGAUCCAGGCCGCAGGCGGCGGGACAGCUGCCAUGGCUUUAAGGUUGUUUGAAGACACCAAGCUGGGUACCCAUAUCAUGGUUGGUGGAAUCGCCUUCCAAGUGCUAUCAAUGACAAUAUUUUUGUGGUUCUUAUUUGACUUCAUAUACCGAAUAAACUUCAAAUUCGGCACCAUGAGGUUCUCGAUUCCUAAUUUUUGGCACAUAUUUUUCAACACAAGUCACGGUAAGAGAUUACGUGAGACACAUAAUUUGGAAAGUUUGUAUGAACCUCAACAUCUGGACAUCCGCGCAAGAACGUUCUUCAAUUACAUGCCGUUGGCAAUAGUAUUGGCCUCGGCCUUUGUCUAUACCCGAUGUAUAUAUCGAGUCAUUGAGUUGUCUGAAGGCUGGCGAGGAUACUUGAUCACGCAUGAGCCCUUUAUACUAGCAUUGGAUGCAUUAAUGAUCUUUCUCGGUUGUCUUGUUUUCACUUUCCUUCAUCCAUCAAUCGUGUUUGGCAGAAAUGCUGCAAAAACACUUUCCAUUGGCAAAUGCUAUAUCAAACAUAAUAAUUGCAACGACUAUUAUUACAAAAAUAGAAACAGCAGCAGCAGUAGCAACAGCAGUAACAACGAUGAAAUUGAAAAUAACAGCUACAACAUUGAUAAAAUGAAAGUCUUUGAACAGUGUACUGGGGAUAAUGCAACUUUAGAUAACGAAAAGCAGCAACAAGGCAACACUUAUCUUCACGAUAAAUACAAUUCGUAUGCCUCCACUACAAGCGAAUUGACUAAAAAUUCUGUUUCUUCCAACCAACGACAAUCUCCGUCGACUUAUAGCAAUCCAUACCUAACACCAACUAGAUUUGAAAAAUAUCAAUCAUUUCGAGUACCAAACGAUUAA